Molecule: messenger RNA, 2161 nt
Organism: Klebsormidium nitens
Lineage: Eukaryota; Viridiplantae; Streptophyta; Klebsormidiophyceae; Klebsormidiales; Klebsormidiaceae
Source: the annotation of a GenBank genome assembly
GUGUUGGUCAGCUUGUCUUCACCGGCCACUCAACCACCCGUGAUGUCGCGAGAAAGGGCCCCCGGCUUGGAUUUUGUCUUCUUCUGAGCCCCCCUCAAUAUCAUCGUAGAUCACUCCGAGUCCGAAGCAUUGUGCUGGUAUAAAUCUAAUGCCAUUGCUUUCUCCACAGCCAACUGGGCAGCCAAUUGGCAUGUUUUGCAGGUUUUCAGAACUCCAGAUGCUCGAGGCAGGCGUUUUCAAAGCAGCAGCAUUGUGUGCAUCUGUGUAGGGCACCUUGCGAUGGUUCUCUAGCGGUCAACUUUCCAGCUUUGUCUUUCAGGGGACGUCGGGCAGCAUGAGGAGCAAGGAGGAUGACGAGCGGAAUGUGUUUGACUCUCAGGGCAAAUUGGACCGCGACAGGCCGUCACCGAGAGGUUCUCUCAGCGAUGCCUGGAAAAGUCGCGCCAAGGUGGCAGAGGGAAUGCUGGGAAGCAGUGGUUUCAAAAAAGUGAACUCGGUAGCCCUGUGCUACCUUUUUGUGCUGCUGCUCAUUGUCGGGCUGUCCUUUCAGCAUCAUAUGUCACAGAGCUUGAAGCUCAGCAGGCUCGCACGGUCAAGCAAGCAAUGGGAGAGCUUGUACUCACAGUCAUUGGAGGAGAUAAUAGAUUGGAAGAGAAAACUGGAGCAAGAGAAGAAGCUGGCAGCAGAGUUUGCCAAGAACGCCGACCUACUGGAAGGCACUCUCAAGCGGGUUAGGGAGGAGAAGAGUCGUCAAGAAGAGGAAGCAGUGAAGCUGCAAGUGGACGUUGCCAGCAAGGACAAACUCAGGGAGCAACUUGAGCGCAAGCUCCAGGAGUCAGAGGACUUGUCGCAGACACGGCUCCAGGAGGUCCAGCAAGAGGUGCAGGUCAAGAAACUAGAGUCGGAGGCAAUGCACCGCGAGCUGGAGGAGAUGAAGCAGGCCGUCAAAUACCAUAAGGACACCAUCGCAAGGCUGAACGCCGAUAAGGAAGUGCUUGCAACGGGCCAGGUGAAAGCAGUGGCGGCUGCUGACGCGGCAAAGAAUAAGACCGCAGCAAUGGAGGUCGCCGUUCGGGAACUGCGGGACGAGCUUAAGAAUGCAACCAGGCACAGCAUCUAUCUCGAGGAGCACGUGACGUCGUUAACCGAGAAGAAUAAAGUCCUGGAGACAGAGGCGCGCUCCAAGCUGGACUCGACCGCGAAGCGGAUGCAAGACGAAGUCGACGCCGCGAACGCGAGAGUGGACGCGGCGCAGCAGGAGAAGCGCGCGCUGGAGGAGCGCGUCGCGCAGCUCGAGAGCAAGCUGGAGCAGUCCCAGGCGCGCGUGACGGAACUAGAGGAGGCUGCAGACGCCGCCGAAAAGUCGCGGACGUCUGAGCGGGAGCGGCUGGAGUCCGAGAUCCGUGACAAGGAGCAGCGGCUCCAGGAAACGGAAGCGGCGAAACGGAACGAGGAGGCGGAACGGGAGCGGAAUGAGGAGGCGGAGCGGAAGCGGAGCGAGGAGGCAAAACGGAAACGGGAAGAAAAGGAAGAAGCAAAGAAGCGGCGGGAAGCGCAAGAGAAAGCAGAUGCGGAGGAUAGGGCGGCUGCAGAGGCCUCGGAGAAAGAGGAGGCUCAGAAACGGAACGCGGAAGAGAAGGCAGAAGCGGACGCGGCGAUAGCGCGCAAGCAGGAGGCUGCGCGGAGAGCGGAAGCGGAACGGAAAGCGGCAGCGGAACAAGAGGCGGAGGAUCAGCCAAACCCGGAGAAGCAAAAGGAGAUGGUGCUGGAGGAGAUUCGAAAGGACUCUGAAACAGACGAGGGCGCAAGUGAUGAGGGCGCUAACGAGGCUUUGUAGAUUCAAAUCUACACCGCUCUUGUCCCUCUUAGCACACCAAGAUAUUCCGGACAAAGCAUUAACUUAUAGAGUCUUUACUUGAGGGUUACAAAGUCACUGUCAGUAGGUGCGUCACGUUUUUGAGCGAACAAAAGACUUUGAGCCAUCUGAGACGCAGCUGCGGCUGCGGCUCACUUGGCGACGCUAAUCUGGACGGUGUCUUUCCAUAUGAUGCUCGAAGGGCGAAACGAUAGUGUGUACAUCCCGUGUAGGACUAAACUCAAAUUUUACGGACCAUAUUAAAUGGGGGCCUUUGUGCUUGUCUUCUUUUAUGCACCGGCCGGU